AGAUAGGAGAAUCUGUCCUCGAGAUAACAAGCACACAGCUCAACCUGGUGUCCAGCUUCACGCCAACGGAGAAACUGUUUCAAAAUGGCCUCAGCUUCCUGUCGCGUGUUUAUGUUGUUGAUGUCGAUGUUGUCGGCGGUGAAAGGGGCCCGGACGUUGUUUGACGACGCCAGAUAUUACGGGGGGACUUCGUUUACAGACUACCUGACCAAGGCAGGACUCAGCUCCAUGCUGAAACAGCCAGGAAACAUGAGCCUCUUUGCGCCUGUUCCGACGGCCUUCCAGUCCCUUCCAGCAGCCGUGAACCAGAGUCUGGCGAAUGACCCGGCCUUCCUGAAGAACCUCAUGUCCUACCACAUCGUCACCGAAAGCGUGGUCUCAGCGUCCUUCGUCGACGAGGAGUUGCUUCCCACUGUUGCUGGAGCCGCCGUUCGCAUCAACAAGUACAAUAACAGUGGCAAUGAGAUUACGACGGUGUCCGGCAGCCCCGUGCUCCUCGUGGACCUGCCCUGUAGCAACGGCAUGUUGUUUAUGAUGAAGAAAGUCAUCUACCCUGUGCCUACCGGAAGUGCUUUCGACUAUGUGGCCGAAAGUGACAAUUUCAGCAGCCUCCGCUUUGCCAUCACCAAGGCCGGCAUGUCCCAGGUGUUUACAGCUGACAAGCAGACGGUAUUUGCCCCUGACGAUGCCGCCUUUGCUCGCCUACCCCCCGGAGUCAUGGAUAUCCUGCUGGAUGACAUCCCCCGACUGCAGGGCGUGCUGCGACACCACGUGGUGAACUCAGGGACCCUCUACAGUGCUGGGCUCUAUGCUGGUCAGGUGCUGAACUCCUUACAGGGCACGCUACAGAUAGGAGCCGGCGGCUUGACAGUGAAUGGAUCCAACAUCACUACAGCGGAUGUCACUGUGACCAAUGGCGUUCUCCACACGAUCGACUCAGUGCUGAUCUCCGCCUAGAUCCCCACCUUGAUCCCCGCCUAGAUCCACACCUAGAUCCAUGCCUAUAUCUACGCCAGAUCCCUACCUAGAUACCCUGCCAGGAUACCCCGCCUAGAUUCAUGUCUAGAUCCCAACCUAGAUCCACGCCUGGAUCCCCACCCUGAUCUCCGGCUAGAUACCCUGCCAGGAUACCCCGCCUAGAUCCCAUCGUAUAGUCUAUAGGUCGGCGCAAGGCCCCAGAGCUCAGUAGGAAUGUCCGUGCAUGUAGCCUGAGUGACAUGUUCACAAACGGCUGGAUCUGGUGUCGCCCUUGCCAGCCAGAACAAUAUGUACUCUGCAUCUAGAAUUGGUAGAAUAAAUGUUUACAGUCA
Messenger RNA from Haliotis rufescens (red abalone), 1310 nucleotides. Its product is annotated as transforming growth factor-beta-induced protein ig-h3-like. Gene Ontology annotation, cellular component: extracellular matrix. Lineage: Eukaryota; Metazoa; Mollusca; Gastropoda; Lepetellida; Haliotidae. The transcript is spliced from 6 exons. Gene Ontology annotation, molecular function: cell adhesion molecule binding. Gene Ontology annotation, biological process: cell adhesion; extracellular matrix organization. The coding region runs from base 85 to 957 and encodes 290 amino acids. The record is from RefSeq and is a predicted model, not a curated record.